AUGGUCGACUCAAACCUUCCAACAUGGUACUCUCGCUUGAGUGGUCUCAUCGCCAAAGAGGAUCGGGAUUUGAAUCCUGAAGAUUUUGAUGACGAUCUCUCCAGCCUUUCUGCUCCCUCUAUCGAUUCUGAUGCAGAUGAUGAUGAGGACGAGGUCGAUCGGGAUGAUACCGCGUCAGACAGAUCCUACAACGGGUCGGAUGCUGAUUUCUACUAUGAACUCAAAGCGGAACGUCAAGAGCGGAAGAUGGAGCUCCAGGAGAUGAGAAAAUACCACGAACAGGCCAAGGACAGCCAGCGAACUUUUGAUCAAGAGAAGGAGAGGGAGGUUCAAGAGAUGUAUGACGCUGUCAAAAAUGCAAAGAAGCAGAGCGAAUCACCACUCAAGUCCAUCGCUGGCCAGUCUUUCCGCCUAUAUUCUGUGGAGCAUGUCAACUAUUGCUACAGCUCUGGCGUGUAUCCGUCAAAGUAUGUCGAGUUCUAUUGUUUGGACGAGGACAAUCCUUUGGACCGACCCUCGCCAGCAAGGCAAGCUGUGCAAAUGCACGGACACGUCUAUUUGAAUUCAGACACUGACUGUGAUUUUGGACCGUUCUUCCCGCCCAAACAAACCGGACUCGAUGAGUUUCAAUUGAUAAGCAUCCGCGGGAAACACAAACUCACAUUUCAACUCCUCAGCAGCGACUACCUAAAACUGAAAAUUCCCCGUGAAGUAGCCUUCGCGAACAGGGAUACACCAACGGAUGCGCCUGAGGUCUUUGAAUUUGCAGGCAUCCGUUUUGAUAGAGAAACGGAAAAGGCCAAAAGAAAGAGAAAACGCUCCCAAUCCCCACGGGAAACCUGGUUUGAGAUGAAUCAUCCGAUGGGCCGGUGGAACCAAAUCUGGCUGUAUUGA
Molecule: messenger RNA, 894 nt
Organism: Histoplasma mississippiense
Lineage: Eukaryota; Fungi; Ascomycota; Eurotiomycetes; Onygenales; Ajellomycetaceae
Exons: 2
Coding region: 1-894 (297 amino acids)
Source: RefSeq, a predicted model, not a curated record